This is a messenger RNA of Rhododendron vialii, 582 nucleotides long. RefSeq lists its product as uncharacterized. Bases 1 to 582 code for a protein of 193 amino acids. The record is from RefSeq and is a predicted model, not a curated record. The transcript is spliced from 4 exons. NCBI's taxonomy places the organism in Eukaryota, Viridiplantae, Streptophyta, Magnoliopsida, Ericales, Ericaceae.
AUGCAGGAUGUCGAACUACGGGGCGCCACCAGUUGCCGGACAAAGCCAUCGCAAGGGGGAACCACGUCGGACCAAUGCAACAAACGUUCCAUACUAAGAGCAUGGGAAGCCAAACAGUUGGAGACUACGAGGCGAGGAGGGGGAUGGAGGACGAACAGGGGGAUGGAGGAUGAACAGGGGGAAGGAGGGAGAAAGAGGAGGCCCCCGAGCAGCGACGCCCCAAAAACCCAGACGCAGCAGACUAGGUCCACGCCUCCACGUUCGUGGAUUUGGUUGUCUGCUACAGUAACUCGCUUGGGCCAGCGAGGGUUGCUGAGGUUUAUCAUCCUCCUCAACAUCAAAACCAGAUGUUCAAAUCUUGUAAGAGGGAAGAGGCUUAUUUCUGUUGAAGUCUUACAGGGAAUCUACCUGAUUCUUCGUUGUUGUGUGGCCUUAUUUGGGUGGGUAAGUUCUUCUAACUUAGUGAAGAUAAUGACGAGAACUGCGUCAAUGUUGUUCUUCUUCAGUCCAGAUAACAUGUAUGGCAUUGUAUGUACCUAUGGAAUAUAUUCCUUUUGGCGCCUCAUUGAAUAUAUUCCUUAG